This is a messenger RNA of Ordospora pajunii, 555 nucleotides long. RefSeq lists its product as uncharacterized. The transcript has a single exon. NCBI's taxonomy places the organism in Eukaryota, Fungi, Microsporidia, Ordosporidae. The record is from RefSeq and is a predicted model, not a curated record. The coding region runs from base 1 to 555 and encodes 184 amino acids.
AUGCAUGAAGCACAGAUGGGAGUAGGUAGCAAUGCAUUUUAUCUGGACGACUUCCUCAUGCUCGAUUCUGCUGUAUUAGAUGCCUCUCUGGAUUUCCACGAUGCAUUUGAGCUCGGAAACAUUUAUGAGAUCGAGAGAUUCUUUACUGAACAGCACAAAGAUACUAGAAGCAGCCAGCAGCUGCAUCCAUUGCAUAAUGAUUUGUACCACGAUCCACCUAUUCACAGCGAUUUAAUGGUGGAUGAUCUGCCAGACUCCACAGACAUUUACAAGCCUGUAAGGAUCCGCGGCAUUGGAAUGCUGAGAGAAGGAUACUGCGAAAUAUGCAAGACAUGGCUUAGGCUCAAGACAAGCAGCUACUGGUAUCAUAUGAACUACAAGCAUGGGAUUAAUUCAAGAGGAGUGAAAUAUCCAGAACCACAGAUCAGAUCUGUUGGAUGCCGUACAGAAAGCUUUUGCACAGUAUGUGAUAAGUGGAUUGCACUGGGAAGCAGUAAGCACGGCAAGUCUGCAAAGUUUGGUUGGUUCAAACACUGUCAGAAAGUCCAUAAAUAA